Messenger RNA from Polyodon spathula (Mississippi paddlefish), 2402 nucleotides. Its product is annotated as protein fem-1 homolog A-like. The record is from RefSeq and is a predicted model, not a curated record. The transcript has a single exon. NCBI's taxonomy places the organism in Eukaryota, Metazoa, Chordata, Actinopteri, Acipenseriformes, Polyodontidae. The coding region runs from base 194 to 2044 and encodes 616 amino acids. Gene Ontology annotation, molecular function: protein binding.
UCAGAACAGCAAAGUCUCCAUUUUGUCAGCAGCAGUCUUAAAAUGGUUGAAAAUGAAAGCGACUGGCAGAGGCAGGGAUAGGAUUUAAUUUUUAGUUCGUAAACAGUUUUUUUUUUUUUUUUUUUUCACUACAAGCACUUUAUGGACCCGGCUCCGGUUUAAAUGGCCGAAGGAAGACCACAACAGCGGGGAGAUGGAUAUUAAAACAGCGUUUUUCAAUGCUGCCAGAGAUGGGAAGCUGAAACUUAUUCAGAAGUUAGUCAGCAACAAAAGUAUAGAGGAGUUGGAAGCCCUGGCCGGGGAAAAGACCCAAGGAGGCACCCCGCUUUUAAUAGCGUCCAGAAACGGGCACCUGGAGGUGGUGGAGUAUUUGCUGCAGCACUGCAGGGCCGAUGUGGAACUGGGCGGUUCUGUAAACUUUGAUGGGGAGACUAUAGAAGGGGCGCCACCUCUGUGGGCUGCCUCUGCGGCUGGUCACCUGCAUGUCGUCCGCGGCUUGUUGAAAAACGGGGCGUCUGUCAACAACACCACCCUGACCAACUCCACCCCGCUGCGGGCCGCUUGCUUCGACGGGCACCUGGAGAUCGUCAGGUACCUGGUCGAGCACAGGGCAGACAUGGAGGUGGCCAACCGGCACGGCCACACCUGCCUGAUGAUCUCCUGCUACAAGGGCCACAAGGAGAUCGCCAAGUACCUGCUGGAGAAGGGGGCCGACGUGAACCGCAAGAGCGUGAAGGGCAACACCGCCCUCCACGACUGCGCCGAGUCCGGCAGCCUGGACAUCAUGAAGAUGCUGCUCAAGGGCAACGCCAAGAUGGAGAAGGACGGUUACAGGAUGACCCCUCUGCUGGCCGCCAGCGUCACGGGCCACACCAACAUCGUGGAGUAUCUCAUCCACCAGCCCAGGACCUCCAGAGAGGAGCGGAUCGACGCCCUGGAGCUGCUUGGUGCCACUUUCGUGGACAAGAAGAGGGACUUGCUUGGGGCCAUGAAGUACUGGAAGAGGGCCAUGGAGAUGAGGCACAGUGACAAAGGCAGCGUUGUUCACAAGCCCGAGCCGGGGCAGCUGGUGCUGGCGUAUGAUUACUCCAGGGAGGUGACAUCCAGCGAAGAGCUCGAGUCUUUGAUCACAGACCCGGAUGAGAUGCGCAUGCAGGCCCUGCUGAUCCGGGAGCGCAUCCUGGGGCCCUCCCACCCGGACACCUCCUACUACAUUCGCUACCGAGGGGCCGUGUACGCAGACUCGGGGAACUUCGAGCGCUGCAUCAACCUCUGGAAGUACGCCCUGGACAUGCAGCAGAGCAACCUGGACCCACUCAGCCCCAUGACUGCGAGCAGCUUCCUCUCCUUCGCUGAGCUCUUCUCCUUCGUCCUGCAGGACCGCGCCAAGGGCACCCUGGCCACCAAAGUGACCUUCAACGACCUGAUGGGCAUCCUGUGCAAGAGCGUGCGGGAGGUGGAGCGGGCCGUCUGCCAGCGGGAGAACCCUCCGGAGGUGACCCAGUUCACCAAGGCUCUCUCCAUCAUCCUGCACCUCAUCUUCCUGCUGGGCAAGGUGGACUGCAGCCCGGAGCAGGAACACCUCAAGAAGCAGACCAUCUACCGGCUUCUGAAGCUCAACCCCAGGGGAAGGAACGGCUACACCCCCUUGCACCUGGCCGUGGAUAAGGAGACCACCACCGUGGGCCGCUACCCCGUGGGCAAGUUCCCCUCGCUGCAGGUGGCCCUGGUCCUUUUCGAGUGUGGCGCCGACGUGGACUCGCGGGAUUACGACAACAACACCCCUCUGCACGUGUCCGCCAUGAACGGCAGCAUCGAAAUCAUGAGCGUGCUCAUCGAGGCCGGCGCCCAUUUCGACGCCACCAACUCCCAGCGCAAGACCGCCUGCGACCUGCUGGACGAGAAGGCCACCACCAAGAACUUGAUGCACCCCUUAAACCACGUCACCCUCCAGUGCCUUGCUGCCAGAGCCAUUGAAAAGCACAAACUGCCUUACAAGGGCCUGAUCCCGGAAGAGAUGGAGGCCUUUAUUGAGCUACAUUAACCUUUCGCUUGUGCUGCCAACGCUGUUGCAUUUUAGAAUUGUAGGGGCUGCUGAGAAAUAUUUGAACUGUGUCAGCCUGAGGGGCUACAACUUUUAACUCUUGUUUUGUUUUUAAACUGUUGGUGGCAUGGAGAGACGGGAGGUGGGCAUAUUGGCCAAGAGCCUGCAUGAGGCUUGACAACAGCUUCUGAUCUCCUUGUUUAUUUUUUUUUAAUUUGUUAAUUUUAUUUGAAGCACUUUUAAGUUCUAGUACUUUGUUUUUCAUCUAAAGUACAGAAAUCGCUAGGUAACCAUUGAGUCUCUUGUUUAAACAUGUCAAUUAGAAAUAAGGUGCCUGAAUAAAAUUCAGUGAUUAUAA